Juglans regia (Persian walnut) is the source of this 1959-nucleotide messenger RNA. RefSeq names its product 3-ketoacyl-CoA synthase 4-like. Gene Ontology annotation, biological process: fatty acid biosynthetic process. The transcript is spliced from 2 exons. Lineage: Eukaryota; Viridiplantae; Streptophyta; Magnoliopsida; Fagales; Juglandaceae. Bases 149 to 1678 code for a protein of 509 amino acids. The record is from RefSeq and is a predicted model, not a curated record. Gene Ontology annotation, cellular component: membrane. Gene Ontology annotation, molecular function: acyltransferase activity, transferring groups other than amino-acyl groups.
CUCAGAGAUUUUUUUUAUUAUUAUUUCUCCUUUAUUUUUUUUAUUUUUUCCUGGCAGCCUCGUAGAGUUUAUAUAGCGCCCUCCCUGGCUGGCAGCAGUUCCACAACCCUCUAAAAUUUCCCAAAAAAAUUAAAAAAAAAAAAAAAAAAUGAGCUCUGAAUCCGAGAGGACGGCAACCUCCGAUGGGGUUCAGAUCCACCAGAGCCGGAGGCUGCCGGACUUUCUUCAAAGUGUGAAUCUAAAGUACGUGAAACUGGGUUAUCACUACCUGGUUUCCUACCUCUUGACUCUCUGUUUAGUGCCUUUGAUGGCCGUCAUUCUCAUCCAAGCCUCCCAGCUCAAUCCCGAUGAUAUUCACCUACUUUGGCUCCACCUACAGUACAACCUUGUUAGCGUCGUAAUCUUCUUCGUUGUUCUCGUUUUCGGAUCCACCGUAUACAUCAUGACCCGACCGAGAUCCAUCUACCUCGUUGACUACUCCUGCUAUCGCCCGCCGUCGCAUCUCCAGGUCAAAUCCCACCAGUUCAUGGUGCACUCCAAGCUCACCGGUGAUUUCGACGACUCGUCUUUGGAGUUCCAGCGCAGGAUUCUUCAACGCUCCGGUUUGGGCGAGGAGACCUACGUCCCUGAAGCUAUGCACUACCUUCCUCCUCGGCCAUCCAUGUCCGCCGCGAGAGAAGAGGCGGAGCAAGUCAUGUUUGGAGCCUUGGAUAACUUAUUCGCUAAUACCAAUGUCAAGCCUAAGGAUAUCGGUAUUCUCGUUGUGAAUUGUAGUUUGUUUAAUCCGACGCCAUCACUUUCGGCUAUGAUUCUUAACAAGUAUAAGCUGAGAGGUAAUAUUAGGAGCUUCAAUUUGGGGGGUAUGGGGUGCAGUGCUGGCGUUAUAGCCAUUGAUCUUGCUAAGGAUUUGCUGCAAGUUCAUAGGAACACUUAUGCAGUUGUUGUUAGCACCGAGAACAUUACUCAGAACUGGUACUUCGGAAACAAGAAGUCAAUGUUAAUACCCAAUUGCUUGUUUAGAGUCGGUGGUUCUGCUGUUUUGCUUUCGAACAAAUCGUCCGAUAGGAGGCGAGCUAAGUAUAAGCUCGUACAUGUCGUGAGGACUCAUCGUGGGGCUGAUGAUAAGGCCUUUAGGUGUGUUUAUCAGGAGCAAGAUGAUGCGGGGAAAACCGGGGUUUCCUUAUCCAAGGAUCUCAUGGCCAUUGCUGGUGGAGCUCUUAAGGCUAAUAUUACAACGUUGGGUCCCCUCGUGCUUCCCAUAAGCGAGCAGCUUCUUUUCUUUUCUACCUUGGUGACCAAGAAACUGCUCAAUGCGAAAGUGAAGCCAUAUAUCCCGGAUUUCAAGCUUGCUUUCGAUCAUUUUUGCAUACAUGCUGGUGGGAGGGCUGUGAUUGAUGAGCUUGAGAAGAAUUUGCAGCUUCUCCCAACACAUGUCGAGGCGUCAAGGAUGACUCUGCACCGGUUUGGUAAUACUUCGUCGAGUUCGAUUUGGUAUGAGCUGGCUUAUACAGAAGCAAAGGGGAGGAUGAGAAAGAGAAACCGUGUGUGGCAGAUUGCAUUUGGGAGUGGUUUCAAAUGUAAUAGUGCUGUUUGGGAGGCCCUCCGGAAUGUGAAACCCUCUCCUAAUAGUCCAUGGGAAGAUUGCAUUGACAAGUAUCCAGUGCAGAUAGUUGCAUAGGCUCAGCCACAACUCGCAGCUCAAGCCUACUGGUGUUUGUUAUUGCUCAAUCAUAGUGCAUGAGGGAAUCCACCUAUGCAGCAUGGUGUUUUGUGUUGGCAUAUUGCCCAAUAUGUCGAUUGCUUGAUUGACCUGGCCAACUAUUAUGCGUGAGAACUGCCUACCCUUUCCCGGUCAGACAUUAUGCAAGAAAAUAUUAUGCUAUAUUGAGUUUAAAUGCAUAAAAGUUAGAAUACAUGUCAUUUUCAUAGCAAUAACAUAUACUCGGAUAUUUUGAAGUU